ACGCCCUUCACCUUGCGGCUCUCUUACCACUCUCGCUGGAACCGACGCCCAAUCUCGGUCCACGAGCCAAUUCUCCCGACGAAUACCCCCCUCUCUAGUUGCGGUUCUGGCCUGCCGUCUCCGAACCCCAUCCUCCACCCUCCGAACGCGUGCCUUUCGCAUGGCCCACCUGGAGUGAGAGGGAGAACGACAAGCGAACAUCUGCCGCCGACGCAGACGCCGACGCCGACUUGAGUAAUUUACACAGCCAGGCCGAUAUGAGUGCAGAGCAGCAAAAGAACAAUGCGGCCAGCUCCCAAUACACUCGUGCGCCCCUACCGACUCGAUAAUGUCUGUCGCCAAUGCAUCCGUCAAGCCUCCAGCGCUCCGCAGGGUGGAAUUGUCCCGUUGCCGUUGAUGCUGCGCCGUGCCGCCUCGACGACAGCAGCCAAGGCGGCGCCCGCUGUUCGUCUUAGCGCGAGCUACUUCCUUUCCAACAGCGUCCUUGACCGCACCAGUUCUCGACCCCGGCCACUGGGCAGCCGGAACUCCUCGGCUUCCGUUGCGCCCUCUUCCUCCUCUUCCCACGUGCGUUCCGAGCCGACGACCCCCAUCGACGUGAACCACGAACUCCCACAUCGUCGCCGACAGGCCGCAAGGCGCAAAGCCGCUGCCGUCACUGCCACCGAAGGCUCCGCCGCGUCCCCUUCCUCUUCUCCCGAAGUGCCUCUUCCUCAAGAUGCCUCUUCCGCUCUUACGACCGUCGCCGCCCGGCAGCCCGCCCACUCCGCACGGCGCAUCUUCUCGACUCUCCUCUCCCUUUCGAAGCCCCGACUCUCUGCCCUCGUGGUCCUGACGGCCAUGGCACCCUAUGCCUUGUACCCCGUGCCUGGCUUCCUCACGCCUGCCAUUACUGAGUCGCCGUCACUCAGCCCGUUGACGCUGCUCUUCUUGACCACAGGCACCGCCCUGUGCUCUGCUUCGGCUAACUCCCUCAACAUGCUCUACGAGCCCGCGACCGACGCCAAGAUGUCCCGCACACGGAACCGCCCUUUGGUCAGGGGACUGCUUACCAAGCGGGCCGCCGUCCUCUUCGCCCUCACCACGGCCCUGACCGGCGUCGGCGCUUUGUACUUUGGCGUCAACCCUACUGUCGCCUUCCUUGGAGGCGCAAACAUUGUCAUAUACGCCGGCAUGUACACCCCCAUGAAGGCCUUCAGCGCCGCCAACACGUGGCUGGGCGCCGUGGUCGGCGGCAUCCCCCCCCUCAUGGGCUGGGCCGCCGCCGCGGGUGAGACCGCUUCGGGGGAUGGCUCCUGGCGCGAGCUACUCUUGGCCAGUGAUGGCAGCUCCAUCGGCGGCUGGCUCAUGGCCGGAUUGCUCUUUGCCUGGCAGUUCCCGCACUUCAUGGCGCUUUCGUGGCCCAUCAGGGAGGAGUACAAGGCGGCGGGGCUCCGCAUGCUUGCCUGGACCAACCCCGCGCGCAACGCGCGCGUGGCUCUCCGGUACAGUAUAGCUUUUGUCCCUCUGUGCGUGGCGCUCUGCGCUGCGGGCGUUACCGAGUGGAGCUUCGCCGUGACGAGCUUGCCGGUCAACGCUUGGUUGACGCGUGAAGCUGUGCGCUUCUGGAAAUACGAGGGCCACAAGGGCUCGGCGAGGGGCUUGUUCUGGGCCAGCGUCUGGCACCUGCCCGUCGUCAUGGUGCUUGCGCUGCUGCAGAAAAAGGGCAUGUGGAGCCGUGUGUGGAACAGCAUAGUAGGCGAAGACGAAGAUGAGUGGGAAGAUGAGCUAGAUGAGAUGCCUGUCGCUGUGCCUACGCCGCGAGAUGGGUAGGAUGGUUGGCGUCACUCUUUAGGGGCGUAGAACGCGGGAUGUAUGAUAGUGUGCUCCUUUGUCCCAUAAAAGGAUCGGUCAUCGGUCUAGAUAUUCGGGUUCAGGAUACCGACUUUUUUGCUCUGUAACAAAACCCCCCUGUCAUGGCUAUAAGACGGCUGGGUGUCCGAAUAAAGGGCUGCGCAUUGUCUUUCAAGUAUUGUA
Colletotrichum destructivum is the source of this 2016-nucleotide messenger RNA. RefSeq names its product Putative UbiA prenyltransferase family. NCBI's taxonomy places the organism in Eukaryota, Fungi, Ascomycota, Sordariomycetes, Glomerellales, Glomerellaceae. The record is from RefSeq and is a predicted model, not a curated record. Gene Ontology annotation, molecular function: protoheme IX farnesyltransferase activity. The transcript has a single exon. Gene Ontology annotation, biological process: heme A biosynthetic process. Gene Ontology annotation, cellular component: mitochondrion; mitochondrial membrane. The coding region runs from base 283 to 1812 and encodes 509 amino acids.